UCGUUUCUCGGCCAUUUUUGUUGCGUCAACGUCAAAGUGCGGGCAGGGGCCUCCUCUGUGCUCUCCUAUCAGAGCCAGUCUCCGAUAUUCCUUUGUAUCGCGUGCAGCGAAAGACUGAUAGUCACCGUCGACGUAUCAUUCCGCGAAUAACCGAUAAGAGUUUCAUUACGGUAUAACAGGUACAACGUCACAGCAAACGUAUUUACUGACCACUCCGUGAGACUACAAAGAGAAAGAGAAGGAAGAAAGGGGUGAGAGAGAGAGAGAGAGAGAGAAAAGAGAAAGAGAGAGAGAGAGAGAGCGCGUGGCCGUGUUGGGAACUUUUUCGCGUGACUCGACUUGAGAUCGGCGUUGUGUGAGGACGAGCUAAAAGAGCUUCAGCGAACGAGCUACGAAAACUACGCACCGAGGCGGAGUAAUAUGAGUAAUGCAGCCAACCAGAAUGGAUCAGGUCUAGAGCAGCAGUUAGCUGGUCUGGACUUGCAGGGCUCCCGCCAACCAAGUGGGGGUCGCUACGUGCCACCGCACCUGCGUCAUAAAGCUGGAAGUAACGCACUUUCGGAUUUACAAUACUCUUCCAACUCGAGGCCGUUUGGCGACAGAGAUAGAGGCGAAGAUCGCGAUCGUGAUCGUGAAAGGGACAGGGAUAGGGAUAGGGGCAGAGGUGGUUACAGGGACACGCGUAGUCCCCGCGACAUCGAUUUCGCGAACUUCGGGAGCUUCGGUGGACGCAAUCGACGCAGCCAGGAAAAUGGAAGAGACUACAGGUAUUCCAACUCAGAACGCGAUCGGCCGAUUAGCACCGGCAAUGAUCGUUGGCAAGAACCGAGAAACGAUCGUUGGCAAGAGAACAGAAAUGACAGAAUGGGAAGCAGCGGUGGCGGCAGCCGAUGGGGCGACGAUAGAGGCGGCAGAGGCGGAAGAGGCGAAGUCGACUGGACGAUCCCUACUUCUAGAGAUGAACGAUUGGAGGUGGAGCUGUUUGGCUCUGGAAAUACUGGGAUCAAUUUUAGCAAAUACGAGGAUAUCCCAGUUGAGGCUACUGGAGAGAACAUACCUCUACACAUCACAUCUUUUGACGAGGUUAAGCUGACGGAGAUAAUAAAGAACAGCAUCGCCUUGGCAGGAUAUGACAAGCCUACGCCAGUGCAAAAAUAUGCGAUUCCGAUCAUCAUCGGACGCCGUGACGUAAUGGCCUGCGCCCAAACAGGGUCCGGUAAAACAGCGGCCUUUCUAGUGCCAAUAUUGAACCAGAUUUACGAGAGUGGACCGCGUCCACCGCCACCGCAAGCGAGCACCGGCAGACGCAAGCAGUAUCCGUUGGGCUUAGUGUUGGCUCCUACACGAGAGCUCGCCACACAAAUCUACGACGAAGCACGAAAGUUUGCGUAUAGAUCGCGUAUGCGUCCUGCGGUCGUCUAUGGCGGCUCCAAUAUAGUAGACCAAAUGCGCGAAUUAGAUCGCGGUUGCCACUUGCUCGUUGCAACGCCUGGACGUCUAGUAGACAUGCUGGGACGCGGCAAAAUCGGCUUGCACAAUUGCCGAUAUUUAGUUCUCGAUGAAGCGGACCGUAUGUUGGAUAUGGGGUUCGAGCCGCAAAUACGACGCAUUGUUCAGCAAGACAACAUGCCGCCAACAGGAGAGAGACAGACUCUCAUGUUCUCCGCUACUUUCCCGAAGGAGAUUCAGAUAUUGGCUAGAGAUUUUCUUAGUAACUACAUUUUCUUGGCGGUCGGUCGCGUGGGCUCGACCUCUGAGAAUAUUACGCAGAAGAUUGUGUGGGUAGAAGAGCACGAUAAACGUUCUUAUUUACUCGAUCUGUUGCAAGCCAGCAACUUUGCCGAUUCUUCUGCUGAGUCGCUCACUCUAGUGUUCGUGGAGACGAAGAAAGGAGCCGACAUGCUCGAGGAAUAUCUGGCUCAAAUGGGAUACCCGGUAACUAGCAUUCACGGCGACAGAACUCAGCGCGAACGAGAAGAAGCUCUGCGCCGCUUCCGCGCUGGUAAAGCGCCGAUUCUUGUAGCAACCGCUGUGGCUGCGCGUGGUCUUGAUAUACCGCACGUUAAACACGUCAUUAACUUCGAUUUACCCGGUGAUGUCGAAGAAUACGUUCAUCGUAUCGGUCGUACUGGUCGUAUGGGCAACUUAGGACUGGCAACGUCGUUCUUCAAUCACAAGAAUCAUAAUCUAAUACGUGAUUUAGUGUGCCUACUCAUCGAAGCUAAUCAAGAACUUCCAACCUGGUUGGACGACAUGUAUACCGAAACAAGAUACUCCGGUGUUGGGUCUCGACGUACCGGCGGUGGCGGUGGCGGUGGCGGCGGCGGCGGCGGCGGCGGCGGCGGCGGCGGUACUAAACGUUUUAGCGGCGGUGGUUUCGGUGCAAGAGAUUAUCGUCAACAACCCAGUUCUGGUUCCGCUCGUAAUAAUAGCUCUUCCAGACCAGGCGGUUACGGAGGUGGCUAUUCAAGUUACGGAGGCAAUUAUAAUAAUUCAUCGUACAAUAAUUCCACUAACAAUGGCAACAGUAAUGGCCCUGACUGGUGGGGAGGAUGGGAUAAGUAGGCGAUUAUUUCCAGCUAUAUUUCUAUCAUCAUUAUUAUUAUUACUCUCUACUUGAAAAUUAAAUUAUAUGUAAGAGAAACAUGUCAUUAUACAUCAAAACACUACACACGUGUUUUGCGCGCGUAUACAUGUAUAGUCGGCAUCAGAAGUGUUGAGCACUUUUCGUUUGGUAUCGACUAGUUAUAUGGUUUGAUUUUUUUGUAAAGUGGGGCUAAUAACUAUAGUUAGCCAAAUAGAAAACCCAAUGUGUUAGGUUAGUAGAAUGAUUCAGCACAACAUUCAUAUACUAAAUCAUUCGCCUAAACGGAGAUAUCGUUGACACUUUGGUAAUUAUUAUUAUUAUUAUUUUCAAAUUACGUCAAGAUAAUUCCAUGCGAGUAAAUUACGGAAUGUAAAGAACGAUAUAUAAUGAUAAAUUGGGUGGAUAACGAGACAGUAUGUAAGAGUGUCCUGAAAAGAGUCGAUAUCUAUGGGAGAAAAAAAAACGAUAAAAAGUACCCUGACUAUUUCUUGACGCCGGCUAUAUAUUGUAGAGUACAGAAACAAUUUCACCUAUAACACACCCACGUUCGCUGACUACCCAUGCACUACGGUUUUUCAAUGGGAAGCAGAAAGGAAAAAACCCACUUUGUUUAAAUUCCAUUUGUAUUACAUUUGUUCACGUGCGACAUUGACAAAUCCUGUGUGCAAUUGAGUAUUCACACCGGCGGUGGACCGCUGGGGGGGAAUAUUUCGAACGUAAAUGAUCUCACUAUGAAACAUGCGAGUAUCGUGAAUGGGAUUUGUUCAAACAACACUAUUACUAUUACUACUAUUACUACUACUAUUACUACUAUAGUUAGAAAUCCAUCCAACAUUUCGUUGCCGUACGUGCUGACGAACACAAGUAGUAUAAUCACUAACGAAUCAAAGUCGGUAAAGAAAAGAAAAAGAAAAAAAAGAAAUCGAUAAAGCGUUAAUGCCCAUCCGAACGGGAAGAACGAUGUAACACAUAGUAGUGGAGAAAUCUAGUAAAAUUUUUUAGAACUCCUGUCGAGACUAUGGCGCUCAGCUGAAGUAGCUUUAGUCUUUAUAUUACUAUUAUUAUUAUUAUAUUAUUUUUCGUAGAGGCUGCGGUGAGCGUAUCUUCGGUAAUUACGGCGUCUAACGGUCAUAAACAUUUCAAUGCACAAACAGUUUAUUGCCCUUGCUGUUACAAUGGCCAGUAAAAAGUUUUGCGUAGUUCCGUUCGAAUGGAUGGCACAGUUUCUUUGGGUUGUAUACGUAUACGUGUACGUUCAUUUCAAAUGCCUAGGAUACGCCGAACCACCGUUGCCAUAGUUCACAUGACGAUAAACUUUAUUUUUUUUGCUCUUAAUUUGCUAGUAUAGUUUAGCGACGAAUGGUACUUUGUUGUUUUGCCGUCCCCAGAAACAGACGACGUUGCGCCGGCAAAUGUUACGGUUUACUGAAAUAAGCCAAUAAGUAAAAUUUUCAGGGAGCGUAAGUUUCGGUGUUGAGAGAAAGAAAAAAGGAGAAAGAGAGGGGGGCAGAGAGAAAGAGAGCAAGAAAUAGAGGAAAAAAAGGAGAAAAUGGCAAUACAGGCUACGUCUUAGCAUACUUUUAGGAAUCUUGAAACAUUUUUGUUAUUAGCUUAUAAUGUAUACACAAAUACACACACACACACAUA
Harpegnathos saltator (Jerdon's jumping ant) is the source of this 4234-nucleotide messenger RNA. RefSeq names its product ATP-dependent RNA helicase bel (gene bel). Gene Ontology annotation, molecular function: nucleic acid binding; RNA helicase activity; ATP binding. The record is from RefSeq and is a predicted model, not a curated record. NCBI's taxonomy places the organism in Eukaryota, Metazoa, Arthropoda, Insecta, Hymenoptera, Formicidae. The coding region runs from base 421 to 2565 and encodes 714 amino acids. The transcript is spliced from 8 exons.